Bactrocera latifrons is the source of this 3096-nucleotide messenger RNA. RefSeq names its product somatostatin receptor type 5-like. The coding region runs from base 654 to 2285 and encodes 543 amino acids. NCBI's taxonomy places the organism in Eukaryota, Metazoa, Arthropoda, Insecta, Diptera, Tephritidae. Gene Ontology annotation, biological process: G protein-coupled receptor signaling pathway. The record is from RefSeq and is a predicted model, not a curated record. The transcript has 3 exons. Gene Ontology annotation, cellular component: neuron projection; membrane. Gene Ontology annotation, molecular function: peptide binding; somatostatin receptor activity.
GAGCUUUAUGAAAAUCUGGUCGAGCAUUGUACACCCAAACGAAAACACGAAUAAAACGGAAUAUUUUCUGAUUUCUAACAGAAAUUGAAUUUCUUUGUAUUAUUACAAGAAAUAAACAGCGCUUAUAUAAUAGAUCAGCUGCAAGCAACUUGCAAUGUCGACAACCUCAGCAAGUGUGCAACGACUUCUCCAGCAAUAAUACAGCUAAACAUUCAAACGAUGCAACGACCAAGGGGAGAUGAUGAGCACAAUUUUGCAGCAAAGAAACAAGCGUAGGGAAGAAAAAGGCAAGUACGAAAUGAAAUUAAGUAUCUGAGAGAACAUAUGCAGCAAAUGGUGGCAGAAGAAAGCAACAUGACCCUAGCUAGAUGGAGGAGUGCAAGAUAAAUAUUGCAACAGCAAACAAAUGAUGUGCCAAAAUGAACGAGUGCGAAUAAUUGCUCAGUCAAGUGGGUAAUUAGAAAGUUUGGUAGAAGAGAGGGAAUGAGAGAUAGAAAGUGAGAGAUGGUAUAAGAUGGCACUUGGUUCUCAUAACUUGAUGCUUUUGCACUUACCGACCUACGCCAAAACGUAACUCAACUAAGUGCAGUGAGACACAAAAUUAGCAGAAAAGCUUUGAAGGCAGCAAAAUUUGUCGAAGAACAUCCAACAAAAUGGAGUACAACAUAUCGAAUUUAUUCUACAUCUGCCUACUGGCGAGCUUUAUGUCACAAUACGCACAAGCUGGGAAAACAGAAGCCAGCGAACCGCCUGCUGGGCAGGAGCAUGGCAGCGCUAGCUUGGCUAUGGCACGCGCUCGAGCGCUGGCGAACAUACAAGAACAACUCUUACCGAAUUUGAAUCUCUUACAAUUGGAGGCAAAUGAGUUUCUUAGUCGCGUCAAUGGCGCCAUCUAUAAUAUGACCUUCAACGAGACUUUCGAAGAGGAGAUGAUGUGUCACAAUGGGCAGAAUGCGAUUGCCAAUCUGGUCACGAUGAUACUCUAUGCACUCGUUUGCAUUAUUGGGCUCUUCGGCAAUACACUCGUUAUUUAUGUGGUGCUGCGUUUUUCGAAAAUGCAAACAGUCACCAAUAUUUAUAUACUCAAUCUGGCCAUAGCCGAUGAAUGCUUUCUGAUUGGCAUACCAAUACUCUUGUAUACAAUGCAAAUCGGCAGAUGGCCAUUUGACGAUUAUGUGUGUAAAGCUUAUAUGGUGAGCACGUCAAUAACACAAUUUACAUCGUCGAUAUUCUUGCUGAUCAUGUCAGCCGAUCGUUAUAUAGCCGUUUGUCAUCCGAUAUCAUCGCCACGCUAUCGUACGCCGUUCGUAUCGAAAUUGGUCUCGGGUUUUGCUUGGCUGACGUCGGUGCUACUUAUGUUGCCCGUGAUACUGUUCGCCAACACGGUGCAGUCGAAUGAGGAUCACGUGUCGUGCAACAUUAAGUGGCCCGAAGCACAAAAUACACAAUCGGGUACCACAUUUAUACUGUACACACUGACAUUGGGCUUUGCCACACCGCUUACCUUCAUCUUGAUCUUCUACUUUCUCGUUAUACGCAAAUUGCAUACGGUCGGUCCAAAGCAAAAGUCCAAAGAGAAGAAGCGCUCUCACCGCAAGGUGACCAAACUGGUGCUAACAGUGAUUACAGUAUACAUACUGUGUUGGCUACCCUAUUGGAUAUCACAGUUGGCGCUCAUCUAUUCGUCGCCAAGCAAAUGUGCAUCGCGACUCGAGAUCACCAUCUUCCUACUAGCCGGCUGUCUCGGCUAUUCGAACUCGGCCAUGAACCCCAUUUUAUAUGCAUUUUUGAGCGACAAUUUCAAGAAGAGCUUCCUAAAAGCUUGCACUUGUGCAACUCGUAAGGAUGUCAAUGCCCAGUUACAAUUGGAGAAUAGUCUCUUUCCAAAGUUCGGCAAAAAUCGUCAAUCGGAUCGUUUAUUCUCACCGAAGAAGGCCAAACAGAAGAAGUUGCUGGUAACGCGUAAUAAUAAUGCGACAAAUAUGCACAACGCGGCUUCAACAACAACCACGACAACGACGAAUACAACAACAACUAGCAAUAAUAGUGCCGCCAAUCAAAUUGUUACUUACCCGGAUCCUCAGACAAGCAAUUUGCCGACAUUGAAGACGCCGCUUAAGACAGCUAACCAACAAGCCGCUGGGAACGUUGUGCCGGGCACAAAUGCAACCGUGCUUUUAGUGCCGGACACAUCGUGCGCAGAUGUGUUGGAACAUCAAGUUGCCGCGAAGCCGAUUGAUACCGAUAUGAGUUGUAAAGCGCCAGUGUUGCACACGGACUUAUAAGACUUGGCUAUGGGUGGACGUACGCCAGUCGAGACCAUUGUCUAUGUGGCAAAGAGAUGAGUAUCAGCAAGAGAGUUCCGAAAUGAAGAGUUGAUAUGAGUGCGAGUUAUGACAAGGAAAUGAGGUUUAGAAAGUUUAUAGAGUGAACAAGUAAGUUGUGUAAUUAAAAGAUCGGCUUCUACCUAGCGGAAGCAUGUGGAUAGAUGAAAAUCUUAAAAGCAGAGUGGAAGAACUGGUUGGUAUAAUUUGAAUAUAAUUGAAGUCACUUAAAUAUUUAGGGAAAGUAUAGAAGGCAUUGAUAUCUCAUAAAGCACUAAGUAGAGUAGGAGGAAAUGAGAUGAGUUUUGUGAUAAAACUAGCGCUAUUUAUGCAAUUUCGACUUGAAGAUAUUGUACUGAUUAACUAAAAUAAACGAAGUCAAAUCAUAAGCUUAAUUUGAAAAGCGUUUAGAGCAAAAAGAGUAUGUUUAGUAUUCCAAAUAUUUAAUAUUAGGAGCUUUACUCAUAAGUAUGCUGUAAAAGGUAUAUGAUCAACCAUCAAUUCAUCGAUUAUUACAGGGCUUAACAAACUAUAACCAAAAGCUUUUAAUCGUAAAAGCUUUGAAAGCUCUCCGCGUUUGUACAGAAGUUUCAAGGCAGUUAGCAGCAAGUAAUUUUACCUCCAAUAACAGCAUAUAACUCAGUUGGAUACUAGAUAACAGAUUUAGAUUGUCCGCUAUGGUAUCCUUUUUAUACGAUAUCAAAGCUUCAAAGCACUUUUUUAAACCAAAAUUAAAGUAAAUUUCGAAAAAAAUGUAUGUAAAUAGCUGUAA